Hibiscus syriacus is the source of this 1848-nucleotide messenger RNA. RefSeq names its product probable protein phosphatase 2C 46. Gene Ontology annotation, biological process: protein dephosphorylation. NCBI's taxonomy places the organism in Eukaryota, Viridiplantae, Streptophyta, Magnoliopsida, Malvales, Malvaceae. The coding region runs from base 434 to 1627 and encodes 397 amino acids. The transcript has 5 exons. The record is from RefSeq and is a predicted model, not a curated record. Gene Ontology annotation, molecular function: protein serine/threonine phosphatase activity; cation binding.
UAUAUAAUAUAAGUUGUUGGAGGCAAAACCAAAAUCUUCUCUUUUCUGUAUAAAAAAAGAAAGAAAGAAAGAAAGAAAUUCAUCCAUUUCAUUUCUCUGAUCAGUAGUUGAAACCAACCAAAACCCAAACUUUCCCUUCCUCUAUAUCUCUGGUUUGAUUCAUCCAUAGAUCUGCAAAUUCCAAUUUUCAUUGUUGAAAUGAAGUUUUCCCCUUUCUUAUUCCCAGAUCCUUCUUUUCAUACCAAAAGUGUUCCAUUAUUAUGUUGAGAAAGCUGGUGUUCUUUGUUGUUGAUGUUGCUCCAGUGUUCCAUUAUUGAGUUGAGAAAGCAAAGGCUGGUUCGGCUCGCUGUUCGGUUUUCUUCGGGUUUGGUUAUUAUUUUUCAGUGGUGGUUUAGAUUAGGCGUAUUUGGAGGUUUUGUGGAUGAGAUGAGGGAUGUUAUCAGGGUUGAUUAACCUUUUGAGGGCCUGUUUUUGGCCGAGGUCGGAUCGAUACAAUCACGAAAGUGCAGAUGCCGCAGGCCGUCAAGAUGGGCUUUUGUGGUACAAGGAUAUUGGACAGCAUAUUAACGGCGAGUUCUCGAUGGCAAUGGUUCAGGCCAACAGUUUGAUUGAAGACCAAAGCCAGCUUGAGUCUGGUUGUUUGAGUUCACAUGAGUCAGGACCCUAUGGUACUUUUGUUGGCGUAUACGAUGGGCAUGGGGGGCCAGAGACUUCGCGCUACAUCAAUGAUCAUCUCUUUCAACAUCUCAAGCGGUUCACUUCUGAGCAUCAGACAAUGUCAGUUGACGUAAUACGAAAAGCAUAUCAAGCAACAGAAGAGGGUUUUACGUCUCUCGUUGCCAAACAAUGGCCUAUGAGCCCACAAAUUGCAGCUGUUGGAUCCUGCUGCCUGGUUGGUGUUAUCUGUGGCGGCAACCUUUACGUUGCCAACCUUGGUGAUUCACGUGCCGUUUUGGGGAGAGCUGUAAGGGAAACAGGAGAGUAUCUAGCCAGUCAGCUGUCGGAGGAGCAUAACGUGUGCAUAGAAUCUGUAAGACAGGAGCUGCAGUCGUUGCACCCUGACGACUCGCAGAUUGUUGUUUUGAAGCACAAUGUAUGGCGUGUAAAAGGUCUUAUACAGAUUUCCCGAUCAAUCGGGGAUGUAUAUUUGAAAAAGGCUGAGUUCAACAGGGAGCCUUUAUAUCCCAAGUUUCGCCUCCGUGAGCCUUUUAAAAGGCCGAUAUUGAGCGCAGACCCAUCGAUAUCAGUGCACAAGCUAUUGCCAUAUGAUAAAUUCGUGAUAUUUGCGUCCGAUGGGCUCUGGGAGCACCUAAGCAAUCAAGAGGCUGUCGAUAUUGUUCGAAAGCAUUCUCGAAGUGGAAGUGCUAGGAGGCUGGUAAGAACUGCUCUACACAAAGCAGCGAAAAAGAGAGAAAUGCGGUAUUCCGACUUGAAGAAGAUCGACCGGGGUGUCCGUCGGCAUUUCCACGAUGACAUCACAGUAAUCGUGGUGUUCCUUGACUCAAACCUAGUCAGCAGGGCUAGCUUCAUAAAGGGUCCAAACCUAUCUGUUAGAGGGGGCGGAAUGAACUUGCCUCCUAAUACACUGGCUCCUUGUACCACGCCAACGGAAUCCAGCAUGACCUGAUCAUGCAUCAACACACGUUUUUCUGUGUUGCAUCAGUUUCUUAUAUGAAUACCGAGUAGCUUCUGGACCGGUACGAGAACCGAGCCUUCAACGCCUCUAAGAUACACUGUAACUGCGUCUAGCUUCUGUGCUGAAAAACUUAGAACUAAAGAGUACAAAGAUGACAAUCACCUGUGAUAGUUUCCUAAGUCUUUAUUUACUUAAUAAUAGUCUCCUCUUUC